This is a messenger RNA of Labrus bergylta (ballan wrasse), 2569 nucleotides long. It is a transcript of the gene cry5, whose product is annotated as cryptochrome circadian regulator 5. Gene Ontology annotation, cellular component: nucleus; cytoplasm. The record is from RefSeq and is a predicted model, not a curated record. Gene Ontology annotation, biological process: circadian regulation of gene expression; entrainment of circadian clock by photoperiod. NCBI's taxonomy places the organism in Eukaryota, Metazoa, Chordata, Actinopteri, Labriformes, Labridae. Gene Ontology annotation, molecular function: FAD binding; deoxyribodipyrimidine photo-lyase activity; DNA binding.
UUCCGGUUUUGUAACACUGGCAACGCGUGAGUUAUGAAAGAGGAGUUUUUCUAUACACAUUGUACCGAACCAGCGUCUGUUUUACUCCUUUACGCCACAAUCAAGGUAUGGCUCAUACAUGCAUUCAUUGGUUCCGUAAGGGACUCAGGCUGCAUGACAACCCAGCACUGAUAGCAGCUCUAAGGGACUGUAAGGAGCUCUACCCUGUGUUCAUCCUCGACCCAUACCUCCAUAACAAGACUUCUGUGGGCAUAAACCGCUGGAGAUUCCUUAUUGGAGCCCUCAAGGACCUGGACUGCAGCCUCAGGAAGCUCAACUCCAGGCUGUUUGUUUUGAGGGGGAAGCCUGAGGAUGUGUUCCCAAAGCUGUUCAACCAAUGGAAAGUAACAAAGAUGACCUACGAGUUCGACACAGAGCCCUACAGUUUGAGCCGGGACAAAACGGUGACCACACUGGCCAAAGACCAUGGAGUGGAAGUCAUAUACAAAAUCUCACACACUCUGUAUGAUAUAGAAAGGAUAAUUGAGGAAAACAAUGGGAAGGCCCCCCUAACUUACACCCGUAUGCAGGCAAUCGUAAAGACCCUCGGCCCCCCAAAAAGACCAAUCUCUGCUCCAACCGUUGAAGAUAUGAAAGAUGUGAAGACCCCUUCUUUUAAAAAGCAUGAGGAGGAAUAUGGGCUCCCUACUCUUGAGGAGCUCGGUCACAACACCUCAGCUCUAUUUGAGGAGAAGUUCCCAGGAGGAGAACAGGAGGCACUGAGGAGUUUAGAUGAACAUAUGCAAAGAACGGGUUGGGUGUGUGGCUUUGAGAAGCCGCAGACUUCUCCAAACUCUCUGAGCCCGAGCACCACUGUUCUCAGUCCACAUGUGACGUUUGGCUGCCUGUCUGCACGCACCUUCUGGUGGAGGCUGACAGACGUUUAUCAGGGGAAGAGGCACUCGGAUCCUCCAGUGUCCCUACAUGGUCAGCUACUAUGGAGAGAGUUCUUCUACACAGCAAGUGUGGGGGUCCCAAACUUUAACAAGAUGGAGGGCAACCCUGUUUGUACACAGGUGGAUUGGGACACAAAUCCAGAAUAUCUUGCUGCAUGGAGAGAGGCUCGGACUGGUUUCCCCUUCAUUGACGCCAUCAUGACUCAGCUAAGGCAGGAGGGCUGGAUCCACCACCUGGCCAGACAUGCUGUUGCUUGUUUUCUCACCAGGGGAGACCUGUGGAUCAACUGGGAAGAGGGGCAGAAGGUGUUUGAGGAGCUUUUACUGGAUGGUGACUGGGCUCUGAACGCUGGAAACUGGCAGUGGCUCUCAGCAAGCACAUUCUUUCACCAAUACUUCAGGGUCUACUCCCCUGUGGCGUUUGGCAAGAAGACAGACAAAAACGGAGACUAUAUCAAAAAGUACCUUCCUCUUCUGAAGAAGUUUCCAGCCGCGUACAUCUAUGAGCCGUGGAAAGCGCCACACAGUGUCCAGCAGGCAGCAGGAUGCAUUGUGGGGAAAGAUUACCCACGUCCUUUAGUAGAGCAUGAAGUGAUCAGCAAGAAGAACAUCCAGAGGAUGAAGUUGGCUUAUGCAAAGAGAUCAGCAGAUUCUGAAUCACCCAGCAAAAAGCAAGGUGUAAAACGCAAGCAGCCAUCAGUCGCCGAUUUUAUGAAGAAAAAAGAGAAAAAAAAGUAAUAUUUGUCCAAGUUAAAGCAGAAUAAUGCAACAUAAGACUUGAAAACUGAACACUUCUGGGAUUUGGGCUGUCUUCACUGAAGUUCUGGCUGGACUGGAAACUAAAGUGGUUUUUAUUCUAAUCUAUACAGGCAGCAGACUGUUUGCUUCUUUUCUAUUCAAACUGUCAUUAAAAGCAUUUUCAAUUGCAAGUAGUGUUUUUACUUUUACUGUAUGUUUAAAAAGUAAUACAAGUAUAAGCAUGAUGUUCUGAUUUGGUUGAAAGUCUUGAGUUUGUAUGGAGACAGAAUGUAUGCUUUAUAUGUAAGUACUGUUUUUAUAAAUAUAUUACUGUAACAUCCCCGAAAUGUUUUAUUUUCUGCGGUGUUCCUCGCUGGUGUCACAGUGUUUCAAUCUAAAUAAAGAUAGAGAUUUAAAAAAAAAAAAAUAGGUUCCAGAUAUUAACAGGUGUGGUGAAAUGCCCGGUGUAUCAGUGUUAAUGGAAAACCUCAUUUUUCCUUCUGUGCAGUGACACCUCAAUAUGAAGAUCUGUUUCUGCAUCACAGAUAAUGAAUGGCCAAAUUCAACCAAAGCUUGUACUUUCAUUGUAAUGAUUCCACAUUUACCACUAGAGGUUGCUGUUGUUCUACCGGCAGAAAAAACUCUUAUCUCGUUAUUGUGUUUCACUGUAGAAUGUAUUGACAGAAUAUGUCUAGUCAAAGAGGCAUUAAACCUACAUGUACAGCUGUAGAUGAUCAUCAUUAGACGGUACUAUAACUGCAGCAAAGGAGCCAAAUACAGCAAGGCUGAUGAAUCUAAUGAAGUCUAAAGUGGAAUUUUUAUUUUAAAAUGAAAGUUUGAAUUUAUCCCAAAGAUGAAUUAAUUCAAAUGAAAGUGUCUUAAUUUUCUGCUUUUAA